UGUAUUUAUUUGCCGAAAAACUUCAAGUGUCCUUGAUUUCAACGGUAGUUUUCGAAUGGUACAAAAUUCUUGUUCAUUAUUGCUAUGGCAACCAUGAACUGUUUAAACGAGAAAAAAUAUUAAAUUGAAGAAAUGGCAGCACCUUGUGCAGUCUUUCCCGAAGAAGUAGAUUAUUUUGUCGGAAGUCUACGAAGUUUUCAGGUGGCAGAUAUCGGCAGCAAAAGCUGGUUCGAUCAAUAUGAAAUAAUUUUGAAACUAACGCAGCAGUCAUACAUCGAGGCUAGCAUGAAACAGGAGGAAGUGAUCAAAGAGCGAAUGAUUAUUGAAAGUAAGCUUCCCGUGCUAGUACAUGAAAUAUUUUGCAUAACAAUCUGGAAAAGUAGAAUACUUCCUCAUUUGCUUCAAGGCGAAACUUUAGACGUUUCCUUCAUCUUAUACAGUGUUCUAUAUUAUGAAGUGAAUAUUGUAGCACUAUUAGAAACAACUUUAUUUCAUUAUCACAGUUGUGAGUCGCUUGGAGACAGCGCACUAGAUUUGAUUGAUUACAGCACGAAAAUGAUUGGAUAUCUGAUUGGUAUUGCUAAUCAGGAACGUUUACAUAAUACAGAGGAUGGGGAAAUGUUGAAUGAAUCAAUUCAGGAGGAAGUGAAACGUCUUAAACGCGAUAUAGAUUUCAAGAUAGCAUUAAAGUGUUUGACAAUUCUUAGUUAUCUUGUCGAUAACCUGGAAACUCUUCCUUUAAGUGCCAUAAAUCUUCUGAUGAAAACGCACGAUACACCUUGUUUGUUGGCAGAAAUUUUGCACGUUAAGCCAUGGCUUCGAAAACGUAAAGGUUUCGAAAAGUUUUUAAAUGAUCGUUGGGAACCCGUUGCUGGAGCUGAUGUCUUAAAUGUAACAAAAAGUGAAGCGCAAGUUUGGUUUUGCCUAUAUGGUUUGCUUUUUAACAAAAAUGUAAUGAUGGAAUAUGAAAUCACCGACUUUCGACAAAAAGCAAUUGGAAAAUGCAUUCGACUGCUAAACGAGCAUCUUUUGGAUCAGCUUCCAGCACUCGUUCAAUUAAAAGAGUUCCUUUGUUCUUUUCAAAUGAAGACAGGUUCGAAUGAAAGAAAACGCGCUAAUUUACUUUUGGAAGAAUUACCUGAGAUUAGCAAUAACAUAUGGAAAACUGCAAACAGCUUUGGAUGGAAUGAGAUAAUUAGGCUUCAUAAACAAAUUUUUGUUAAUAAAUCAUCACAGGAACUAUCGGAAAUAGCAAAAAGAUUAAGCACUGCAUACAAUACUGAUUUAUUGGAAAAAAUUUCUGUCAUAGAAAAAUCAGAUCUAAAGAAAUACUGUUUAACGUGUAAGAAAAUCGCUGAUAAGAGAUGCUCGAAAUGCGAGUCUGUUUACUAUUGCUCACGUGACUGUCAAGUCAAACAUUGGCCACACCACAAGGAAUUGUGUCAUCAGCUGAAGGCACUUUAAUGCAAUUCGUUUGAUUUUAGCGACGCGUAAUUAUUUAUUAACCAUGAAAAUACUUUCUAAAUUAACUUGACUGUCGCAACUGUUUCAUAUGCUCCUUGAUAACAUCAUGAGCAGGAGUUUCUUCUCCGUAUGCCUGUAAAAAUAAACAUUCAAAUAGAUAUUUCUCCUAAUAAAAAAAACAUACCUUUAACACCACGCA
This is a messenger RNA of Malaya genurostris, 1663 nucleotides long. RefSeq names its product zinc finger MYND domain-containing protein 10 homolog (gene Zmynd10). The coding region runs from base 133 to 1464 and encodes 443 amino acids. The record is from RefSeq and is a predicted model, not a curated record. NCBI's taxonomy places the organism in Eukaryota, Metazoa, Arthropoda, Insecta, Diptera, Culicidae. Gene Ontology annotation, cellular component: cytoplasm; centriolar satellite. Gene Ontology annotation, biological process: motile cilium assembly; inner dynein arm assembly; outer dynein arm assembly. The transcript is spliced from 4 exons.